Messenger RNA from Lacerta agilis (Sand lizard), 1761 nucleotides. RefSeq names its product L-lactate dehydrogenase A chain. Gene Ontology annotation, molecular function: L-lactate dehydrogenase (NAD+) activity. Bases 136 to 1134 code for a protein of 332 amino acids. The transcript is spliced from 8 exons. NCBI's taxonomy places the organism in Eukaryota, Metazoa, Chordata, Lepidosauria, Squamata, Lacertidae. Gene Ontology annotation, cellular component: cytoplasm. Gene Ontology annotation, biological process: carboxylic acid metabolic process. The record is from RefSeq and is a predicted model, not a curated record.
CCGCCCCCUCCGACGUCACGCGCGGGAUUCCUACUUAAGCGCCCGCCGCCUCCUCCUCCCUCGCGGUACUGCAGCGGCAAUCGGAGGGCCCGGUCAUUGCGCGCACGCUUUGCUAGACUUACCCAGAGCUACAAUAUGUCUCUCAAGGAAAAGCUGAUUGAAAAUGUUCACAAAGAGGAACACCCUCAUGCCCACAACAAGAUCACUGUGGUUGGGGUUGGUGCAGUUGGCAUGGCUUGUGCCAUAAGCAUUUUGAUGAAGGAUUUGGCUGAUGAACUUGCCCUCGUUGAUGUCAUGGAGGACAAGCUGAAGGGAGAGAUGUUGGACCUUCAGCAUGGCAGCCUCUUUCUCAGGACACCAAAAAUUGUCUCUGGCAAAGACUAUGCUGUGACUGCACACUCCAAGCUGGUCAUCAUCACCGCUGGAGCCCGCCAGCAAGAAGGCGAGUCUCGCCUCAACUUGGUUCAGCGCAACGUGAACAUCUUCAAAUUCAUCAUUCCCAACAUUGUCAAGUACAGCCCUAACUGCAAGCUGCUUGUUGUUUCAAACCCAGUGGAUAUUCUGACCUAUGUGGCCUGGAAGAUCAGUGGCUUCCCUAAGCACCGUGUGAUUGGAAGCGGUUGCAAUCUGGAUUCUGCCCGUUUCCGCCACCUGAUGGGCGAGAGGCUGGGCAUCCACCCUCUCAGCUGCCAUGGCUGGAUUGUUGGAGAGCACGGAGACUCCAGUGUGCCUGUCUGGAGUGGCGUGAAUGUUGCUGGUGUCUCUUUGAAAACUUUGCAUCCAGAGAUGGGGUCUGAUGGUGACAAGGAGAACUGGAAAGAAGUCCACAAGCAUGUGGUAGAAAGUGCUUAUGAGGUUAUCAAGCUGAAGGGAUACACAUCUUGGGCAAUUGGUCUUUCUGUGGCUGAUCUAGCUGAAACUCUCAUGAAGAAUUUAAGGAGAGUGCAUCCAGUUUCUACAAUGGUGAAGGGCAUGCAUGGAAUUAAAGAUGACGUCUUUCUUAGUGUUCCUUGUGUCCUGGGCUACUCAGGAAUUACAGAUGUGGUGAAAAUGACCCUGAAGAGCGAAGAGGAAGACAAGUUGAGGAAGAGUGCAGAUACACUCUGGGGGAUCCAGAAGGAACUUCAGUUUUAAGCCUGAUGUCCUAUCACUUCACUGCUUAACUAGUGUUUAAUGGGUCUUAGUGGAUUGUCUUGUUGCACUUUUCAGAUAGAUCAACUCCCUUUACGAUGUGUGUCAACUACCAACACAAUGCAGAGCUAAAUUUGCAAAUGAAAUGCCUAUUCUAUCCAGUAGGAAACUUGCAGCUCCUGUUUUCCACAACCCCGGUCUGUGGCAAGAACUGGAUCGUAACCUAGUCUCUUGUUAAGUGGGGUAAAAGUAGAUCCAGCAUGCUCUGAAACAACACUGCCAAAUGGAAGCUUCCUGCCUUUCCUCAGCUAAACUUUAAUCACUCAGAAGAGAAGAGCUCAUUUGGUCUUCCAAAAGCUGUAGAAAACCAAAGAAUAUUUUGUGAUCAAAAAGGAUUGGCAGAUUCACUGACCAAUAUUCUCUGCUUAACAGAUGACUUAACUCCAGUAUUGAGCUGUUCUAAAUGUCCUUUUUCCUUCGUCUUUGUGCAUACUUUUCAAGAGAACCAUAUGUACUCUAGAGGAGUGUCUUAAAUGUUAUGUAAAAAACCUCUGUAUGCAACAAUUACAACUGAUGCAAUUGUCUAACUGUAGUACCAGCCCAAGCAACAAAAUAAACAGUUAACUGCUA